Corythoichthys intestinalis (scribbled pipefish) is the source of this 1571-nucleotide messenger RNA. It is a transcript of the gene kera, whose product is annotated as keratocan. The record is from RefSeq and is a predicted model, not a curated record. Gene Ontology annotation, molecular function: protein binding. Lineage: Eukaryota; Metazoa; Chordata; Actinopteri; Syngnathiformes; Syngnathidae. The coding region runs from base 166 to 1203 and encodes 345 amino acids. The transcript is spliced from 3 exons.
UCUUGUUAAGGCUUAGGACAUGAGUCCUCAUUGGUCAGUCAAUGCUGGCGUUGUCUGAAUGAAAAAAAAACUGCUGGUACAAAUACAAGGUCAACACACUGCCUCAUCAAUUGGGACGAGCGUUGACACCUUCAGGGAAGACGUGUCUUUUGACAAGCUUUGAGAAUGGCCAUCACCAAGGAUUCCUUUCUAAGGCUUCUCUGUGCCGUGUGCCUGUUCGGGACAGUCAUGAACCAGGACAUGGCUUACGAGGAAAUGAUAGCCCAGAUCCAAGCGUGCCCCCGAGAGUGCCGUUGUCCCUCCAAUUUCCCCCGCGCAGUCUACUGUGACAACAAAGGUCUGAAGAGCAUCCCCCGAAUCCCUCCGUUCACCUGGUACCUCUACCUGCAGAACAACCAAAUUCAAGUGGUCUCUGCAGACGCCCUGCGCAACGCUACCCAGCUGCGUUGGGUGAACCUGAGUCGAAACAAAAUCACCAGUGAAGGAGUAGAAAAAGGCACGCUGGACGCAAUGACACGCCUGGAACACCUCUACAUGGAUGACAACCUAUUGUCCUGGGUGCCGUUUCCUCUCCCGGCCAGUUUGGAGCACCUAAGUCUCUCCCGCAAUCGGAUCUCCAAGAUCCCUGACGGAGUCUUCUUCGGCCUGGAUAAGCUGACCCUCUUAGACCUGCAGGGGAAUAAGCUGAUGGAUGAUGCCGUGACCGAAGUGAGCCUGAAGGGUCUUAACAACCUGGUGCAGAUCAACCUUGCCAAGAACCAGCUGAGCAACAUGCCACUCGGCCUGCCGCCAACCACCACGCAGCUUUUCCUCGACGGCAACAACAUCGACAAAAUCCCCACAGGGUACUUUAAAGGCUUGCCCAAGAUGGCUUUCCUUAGGCUCAACCACAACAAGCUUGGCAGCAGCGGAGUUCCUAACAACGUGUUCAACAUCUCCAGCAUACUGGACCUCCAGCUGUCCCACAACCUGCUCACUGAGGUGCCCCUGAUCCCACCAGGCCUUGAGCAGCUUUACCUGGACCACAACAACAUCAAGAGUGUGAGUGGCUCAAAUGUCUGCCCUGUGGACAUCGAAGCAGCUGAUGCUAACGAUAGCGCUCCACGACUGCGCUACCUCCGACUGGAUGGCAACGAUAUCGAACCACCGAUUCCCAGAGAUGUUAUUCUGUGCUUUCGUCUCCUUAGGUCCAUCGUUAUCUAAUUGAAGAAGCAAGGUCUAUCACUAAUAACGGUCUGGGAGCCGUGACGACUCAAAGACUACUUUUAAUUGUCAGGAACUGUCAUGAAAUCAAGCAGUUUAACAGACCACUAGUUGUGCCUUCAAUGUACACAUCUAUUGAUCAUUUAGAUAAUGACAAGGAAAGACCUUGUUUUAGACCUUAGCUUGUUUUCUAUUACUUUAAGAGGCAUGGAAUGUCUAAAAAAUUACAUUCACUAUUAGUUUCUUUUUGUACCCCUUGUUCAUGUUCGGAUUCUGGUCUUUGCAUAUUUGAAAAAAUAAGAUUUUGCUAUGUUUUCUGCAGUUUUAAUAAAGUACAAAUGCAGGAUGUCCUGUAUAUCCGCAAUAUA